Messenger RNA from Pelodiscus sinensis (Chinese soft-shelled turtle), 4587 nucleotides. NCBI's taxonomy places the organism in Eukaryota, Metazoa, Chordata, Testudines, Trionychidae. The record is from RefSeq and is a predicted model, not a curated record.
UCUGCCCAAUGGUGCUUCUGCAGCCUAUGUGCCCUGGGCAUCCUCAUCUUCUGAUCUGGCCUUAAGUGGUGAAAUAGAAGCAAGAGUCUUAUGCAUGGUGGACAAGAUUGAGUUUUCCCGCUUCUAUAAAAGUGAAAGAAAUCAUAUAUCCCCCCACCUUAAAGAGAAAGUAAGUUUUAAAGAGGAAAGUAUGGCUUCAAACAGCGUAUUUGAGUCAUUUCCUUCUUACCAGCAGUGCUUCAUGAGAGAUACCAGCACCAGCCGCCGCUUCACGCCGCCCUCCACCACUCUGAGCCCCGGGAAGAUGAGCGAGGCGCUCCCGCUGGCUGGCCAGGAGAACAGCGGCGCCCUGGUGGGCAAGUUGAGAAGCGCAGACCGCAGCAUGGUGGAGGUGCUAGCGGAUCAUCCCGGAGAGCUGGUCCGCACCGACAGCCCCAACUUCCUCUGCUCAGUGCUCCCAACGCAUUGGAGGUGCAACAAAACGCUGCCCAUUGCUUUCAAGGUAGUGGCAUUAGGCGACGUCCCUGAUGGGACACUGGUCACAGUAAUGGCUGGAAAUGAUGAAAACUACUCUGCAGAGCUCAGAAAUGCUACAGCUGCCAUGAAAAACCAAGUAGCAAGGUUCAAUGACCUCAGAUUUGUGGGUAGAAGUGGAAGAGGGAAGAGCUUCACCUUAACCAUCACAGUCUUUACCAAUCCUCCACAAGUAGCCACGUAUCACAGAGCCAUCAAGAUAACGGUGGAUGGACCUCGAGAACCCAGAAGACAUCGUCAGAAACUAGAUGAGCAGACAAAGCCUGGGAGCUUGUCCUUUUCAGAGCGUCUGAGUGAACUGGAGCAGUUGCGUCGCACAGCCAUGAGGGUCAGCCCACAUCACCCAGCCCCCACACCUAACCCACGAGCUUCUUUGAGCCACACCACUGCUUUUAACCCUCAGCCUCAGAGUCAGAUUCAGGAUACAAGGCAAGUACAGCCAUCUCCUCCAUGGUCCUAUGAUCAGUCCUACCAAUACUUGGGCUCUAUCGCCACACCCUCCGUGCACCCGGCCACUCCAAUUUCACCUGGAAGAGCUAGUGGCAUGACAUCUCUCACUGCAGAACUCUCAAGCCGACUCUCAGGUGCUCCUGACCUAACAGCAUUCAGUGAUCCCAGAGUGGGAAUUGAUCGCCCAUUCUCCACUCUUCCUUCAAUUUCUGAUCCUCGUAUGCACUACCCCGGAGCAUUCACCUACACCCCAACGCCUGUCAGUUCAGGAAUAGGAAUCGGUAUGUCUGCAAUGACCACUGCCACCAGAUAUCACACCUAUCUCCCUCCUCCAUAUCCUGGUUCUUCUCAGUCUCAAGGCAGCCCCUUUCAGACCAGUUCCCCUUCGUACCAUCUCUACUACGGAACAUCAGCAGGGUCAUACCAGUUCUCAAUGAUGUCUGGAGGAGAUCGGUCACCUCCACGCAUCCUUCCUCCUUGCACUAAUGCAUCCACAGGGUCUACUCUCCUCAAUCCCAAUCUUCCUAAUCAAAGUGAUGUGGUGGAGGCCGAAGGUAGUCACAGCAACUCCCCUACCAACAUGGGCACCACAGCAAGGCUGGAAGAAGCAGUAUGGCGACCAUAUUGAAUUAAUUAUAAGUAGCGAUGGGCCAGGACUAAAGUGCUUCUUAUCUCCUGAUGCCCAUAGGUAUCCCAUAAAUACCUUUCUUGCCUAUGGGCACUGCCAUGUUUAUACAUCACUUUCAGAAGCAAACUAUCCAGAAGUCAGUACUUCAGGAAUGACAUAGUGGUGUUAGCCAAUCAAUGAAGGGAUGUCAUUCCAGAAAAGUAGCCUUUUUCAAAGGGCUGACGUUCUGGAAAGGAGAACAUUUAAGUUGGUCUAGAGAUAAGGAAGGUGGGUAGACAGACACCCAGGCCGUUUUCGGACCAGAGGCCUCCAAACGUCUUUGAUUUUGGAGGUCUACAAAGUCCUAAAGAGUAGUUCACUUAUUAUUUUAAGAUUUACAAUCUAACACAAUCUUAGUGAGUAUACUUAAUCAUAUGGACGUGUUAGUUAUAAGGAAGGUAUAGGAAGAUUCCCAGAGGGAAACUGUGAAUGCUUCUGAUUUAGCAAUGCUGUGAAUGAGAAGUUUUAUAUCUUGGACAUUGACUUUUUUACCAAGUUAUAUAUUCCAAAGAGUAUGGAUUUUUUAUUAUUAUUAAUUUUUUAAGGAUGCAACUCAUCCUGCUUUGCAUCUAACUUCUUUUAUUUCUUUCUUGGCACCUUAUACAUUGCAAAAAUAUUUCACUUUAAAAAAAAAUCAUGCUUGCUUUUUAUUGCUUUGUCAACCGAAAGAAUCAGCCCCUUUUCGAUGAGGUAAUUUAACUUUUUCUUUUGGACCUUUUUUUAAAAGAAAUGGCUACAGCCUUAGGUCAUUUUCAACUACUGUACUAUUAUGGUUUUCUCAAUAUUUAUGCUUGAUGUUUAGACUUUUCUUAUUUGUUGAUACUAUUAAUAUUUAAAUAUGCUCUUUUUUGGUAGCAGCCAAAGUUAAAUCUAUAACAUGAAAAAAGGCUGAGAUAAUGAUGGGUAAUGUGAUGUCUAGUUAUCUAGCCAUAUUGUUUACAUUUGCUCCAUUUAUUUAAUCCACCAUUUAAACCCCCUAUAAAGUCGUUCUUUUCCUCUGCUGGUCUUUCAACAUCAAGUGUCACUUUAAGGAUCAGCAGUAUGGAAGUAUAUAAUUUGUAAAGCAGACAAUGGUGCCAUGCCUCUCCCUUCAACCAAAUAUUUAGAGCCAUAUUCUGCUAUUGAUCCUGCCUGGGCUUCUUAUUGACUGUAGCAAGAGUCAAGCACUUAUUCAAGAACAGAAACUAGCAGUAGUUGGCACUCAAAAGGUGAAAUCCUGGUGCCAUUAAAGUUCAUUGGAGGUUUGCCAUUGAUUUAAAUUGGGUCAGGACUUCACCCACAGUUCCCAGUACGAUUCUCUCCAUACCAGUGUACUCAAAAAUAAACCAAACGAACAAAUCACAAGUAAAUGGAGGUGAAAAGUGCUUAUCAGAUUCAGCUGGAAACCAGAAUUUCAAACAAAUGGAGUUAAAAAUUUCUGUGGUCAUAGUUCUGAAGGAAGAAUAUUCAAAACUGGUGCACAGAAUAUUCUGUCCUGUAGAAAAAUUGUAAUGCAUUAUAAUAGUACUAAUCUGCUAGUAUGGAGUCAUCACUGUUGCCCAUCAUUAACAGCACAAACAUAUCAGAUGUCACUGUAAAUUUUAAGGCACUAUUUUAUUGGAGGGUUUGGUCUGAAUGCAUUUGUUGUACUACUCAUUAAUUACAAACUGCUGAUGUUGACGUGUGCAUUCAAAAUGAUCAGAUUGUUAUUUAAUGUACCUCUUAAAUUAGUGAAACAAUUGCAGGUCAACUCAGAAGAGUAUUUGAAAGCAGGACUUCAGAUCAGUGUUUGUUUAAAAAAGUUAAAAAGGAUUUGAAUUACAAAGAUCCUUGGCUGCAGGCAGCAAAACAGCUGGACUUAUUUAAAAAAAUUGUUUUUCAAGUUUUCUUUAUAUAUAUAUAUAUAUCUAUAUAUAUCUAUAUGUGUGCGUGUGUGUGUAUGUUAGGUUUUGCUUCUUUGUUUUGGUCAGAUGCAGUAGCACUUUGGAAUAAAACAAAUUACAAAUUGAAGCAUCUAACAUGGUCAACAAGGUCAUUCUCAUGCAGAAAAUGAGGAAUGUUUCAAACGAUCUGAGCAGAAUCUCUAAGUUGUUUUCUUAUUUAAAAUAGUCAUUGUCCUUUUAAUUCAGUAUAAUAAUUGUAUUUUGCUAAGAACAAAAAAGUGGAAGACACAGACAAACUGUGUAUUUAAAAAAAAAUUAAAGUAUAUUUUGAAAGUACGGUGAACAUACUGAACUUACAGCAGCCUUUGCGACAGUUUGCAUAGCUAGUCUCUCUUGUUUCCAGUGACCUUGAAAAAAGGCCUUCUUCCCUGCUUAGACCAGGUAUGGGCAAUAAGCGUUCCUCAGAUCAGACGCAGUUUGUCAAGGUUAGCCCCUAGUGGGCUGCCAGACACUUUACUUACCCAUGCGUCUGCAGGAAUGGCCACUUGCAGCCACUGUUGGCCACAGUUUGCUUUUCCUGGACAAUGAGAGCUGUGAGAAGUGGCAUGGACCUGAACACCGCAUCUACAGCUCCCGUUGGCUGGGAAUGGUGAUCCACAACCAACAGGAGCUGUGAGUAGCCAUACCUGAAGAAGCAAAGUAAAUAAAGCAUCUGGUGGGCUGCCAUGGGCUAACCCCCAUGGGCUACAUAUUGCCUACUCCUGGCUUAAACUAUAGAUUCACUAGAGAAUGUACACAAUUCCACAUGAAAAAUUAUAAAUUGGCCAUUAAGCAAACCACGUUUGCCUUUUGAAAACCAUCCCCCUCCCCCUUAAUGCCCAGUAGCCAUGUACUUUGUUUUUAAGGAAUUGUAUUCAUCAGCAACAAAGGAUGAGGACAAUAUAUGUGGCGUGUCUUUGAGACUGUACAAAAGCACUUAGUAGGUGAAAGAAGGAAGUUUAAGCAAGACAUUUCCAGUAUUUGUGCAGCUCUAAAUUAAUUGAGUUUUAUCAUUCCUGUCAUUGCAUUAAAUCU